This is a messenger RNA of Paramecium pentaurelia, 1547 nucleotides long. NCBI's taxonomy places the organism in Eukaryota, Ciliophora, Oligohymenophorea, Peniculida, Parameciidae. The record is from the annotation of a GenBank genome assembly.
CAUGAAAUUGUUAUUAUCUUUGUUUGUUCUUGUUGUACUCAUCCAUUGCAAAUCUAAAGAUGAAUGGAAGAGUAGAUCAGUUUAUCAAUUACUUACUGAUAGAUUUGCUACAAGUUAAGGCAGAUCAACUUCAUGCAAUUUAGGCAAUUAUUGUGGAGGUGAUUACUAAGGAAUGAUUCAAUAACUUGAUUAUAUUUAAAGUAAAUAUACAAUUAUAUUUUUAAGAUUUGGGAUUUGAUGCUAUUUGGAUUACACCUGUUAUAGAUAAUUAUGAUGGUGGAUAUCAUGGAUAUUGGGCAAGGAAUAUGUAUGAUGUAAAUCAUAAUUUUGGUUCUGCUGAUGAUUUGAAAGCUCUUGUUAAUGCUUGUCAUGCUAGAGAUAUAUGGGUUAUGGUUGAUGUUGUAGCUAAUCAUGUAAUUAUUUAAUCUUAUAUUAGAUGGGAAACACAAAUACAGUAUACAAUUAAAACAACCCAUUCAAUCAAUCUUCUCAUUAUCAUGAUUGGUGUGAUAUCACAGAUAAUGAUUUUAACUCACAUAAUCUUUAUAAUAUUGAAAGAUGUAGACUUGCAGGUCUUGCAGAUCUUAAUUAAGAUAAUUAAUUUGUUACUGAAUAAUUAUUAUAAUGGAUCAAAUGGCUUGUAUAAGAAUUUAAAUUUGAUGGUCUUAGAAUUGAUACUCUAAUGAUGGUUAAAACUGAUUUCUGGUAUAAAUUCUCUAAUGCUGCUGGUGUUUAUACAGUAGGAGAAGUAUUUGAUGGAGAUAUGAAUUUCUUAAAAUAAUUUGUUGGUCCUGUUGAUGCUUUAUUAAAUUAUCCUCUCUUCUAUACAGCAAGAGAUGUAUUUCUACAUUGGAGAGAUAUGAAUACAUUUGAAAAUUAUUAUAAUAGUUUAAUGAAUUCAUGGGGUAAGUAAAAUAUUUAAUAUGCUGGUAAUUUCAAUGAUAAUCAUGAUAAUGCAAGAUUCUUAAAUGAUUAAAUUUAAGGAUAUAUUCCAGAUGAAGUAUUUUUAAGUGAUAAACCUCAUUUGACUUUCUCUGCUUUGAAGAAACUCUAAUUUAAGGCUAUCACUGCAUUUUGUUUGACAUCAAUAGGAAUUCCAAUGAUUUAUUAUGGUAGUGAAUAACUUUAUGCAGGUGGAAAUGAUCCAUAAAACAGAGAAGUUUUGUGGGGUAAUUUAGAUUAGUAAGAAUUUAAAUAUAUUAAUAGAUAAUCUGAAAUGUAUAAAUACAUCUAAGCUAUUAAUAAUGCACGUAAAGCAACUAAUGCAGGAAAUCAAGAAUAAAUUUAAAGAUAUUCCGAUUCAGAAAUCUAUGCCUUCACAAGAGGUACUUUAUUUGCUGCAUUCUCAAGUAAAUAUGAUAGAUAAACAAUCAAAACUAUUACUUAUCAUCCAUAUGCUGAAGGUAACUAUUUAAUAUAUAUAAAUUUAGGAACAACUCUUUGUAAUAUCUUUUAUCCAACCACUGAUUGUAUUAAAAUUACCAAUGGGAAAUUUACAUUAUAUUUAAAUUAUGGAGAAGUUAAGAUCUUCAUUCCAAAAUGAUUUU